Molecule: messenger RNA, 664 nt
Organism: Vigna unguiculata (cowpea)
Lineage: Eukaryota; Viridiplantae; Streptophyta; Magnoliopsida; Fabales; Fabaceae
Source: RefSeq, a predicted model, not a curated record
AGUGAUUUGGCCUACAUAUGCACUAAUCAGCAAGCAAAACAAAAGCAACCCCACCUAGUGACCAUGAAUUAUUUGCCUAUAUAAACCUCCUUCUUCACCUUUCAAACUCAUCCUGCAUAUCUGCAACAAAACAACCUUAAUUGCUUCUACUUCUCUCACGUUAACCAUGGAGUUCUCAGAGGCCAACAAUGUUCUUUUGAUGUCACUGAUGGAAGAAACAAAGGAAGAAGAGUACUAUGAUGGUGAUGAUAGACUUGUGAGCAUGAUUCAGUCAUUGGAGGCAGAGAUCAGUGACACUGAAAUACCUCAAAUGGAUGAUCAAGAUUGCUCCACGUCAGACAGUGAGCCUGAUCAUUGGGAUGACAUCAACAUCAUCUCUUCUUUGCCCUUUGAUGAGAUGAAUGCAUGGAUCCCUUGUGGAGAUGAGAUCAUGGACCAUUCAUCAAUGGAAUAUGAAGAUGCAACUUAUAUUCAAGAUUUUCAGUUCAGCUAUGGAGUUUUCUUCGACCAACAUUAUUUGGCACAAGGGCCAACUGAUGUAGUUUUCUGAAAUCAAUUUAGUAUUCCCAAAGAAAAUUUGUGAAUGUGUCCAUCACUAAUUGUACAUGUUAUUCCCAAAAUUAAUGAGAGCAUAUUCAAUAAAACUAAAUGCUUUUGAAUUGAA